Messenger RNA from Sceloporus undulatus (fence lizard), 3622 nucleotides. RefSeq names its product tumor susceptibility 101 (gene TSG101). Gene Ontology annotation, molecular function: ubiquitin binding. The transcript has 8 exons. The record is from RefSeq and is a predicted model, not a curated record. Gene Ontology annotation, cellular component: ESCRT I complex. NCBI's taxonomy places the organism in Eukaryota, Metazoa, Chordata, Lepidosauria, Squamata, Phrynosomatidae. Gene Ontology annotation, biological process: protein transport; protein modification process; endosome to lysosome transport. Bases 134 to 1363 code for a protein of 409 amino acids.
GACGUCACUCCGUGCACCGGAAGAGAAACUCGGAAGCGGGGCGGAGGCAGUUUUCUUUUCUUGUUCUUUAAGGGACUGGGAGCGAAGGAAGGAAGAAGGAGCGAGGGCCGGACGCCUCAGGGGCCCCGCCGCCAUGGCCGUGUCUGAGAGUCAGCUGAAGAAAAUGCUGGGCAAGUACAAGUACAGAGACCUGUCUGUUCAAGAAACUAUCAGCGUCAUUGCCCAGUACAAAGAUCUCAAACCUGUAAUGGAUGGCUAUGUUUUUAAUGAUGGGUCAUCAAGAGAGUUGAUGAGCCUCACUGGAACCAUUCCUGUAAGUUACAGAGGCAACACUUAUAACAUCCCAAUAUGUCUGUGGUUGUUGGAUACAUAUCCAUUCAAUCCCCCAAUCUGCUUUGUUAAACCAACUAGUACAAUGACAAUUAAAACUGGGAAACAUGUUGAUGCAAACGGCAAGAUAUAUCUUCCAUAUCUUCAUGAAUGGAAACAUCCACAGUCAGAUUUGAUAGGAUUGAUUCAAGUUAUGAUCGUGGUGUUUGGAGAGGAGCCUCCGGUGUUUUCUCGGCCUACCAUUUCAGCAGCCUAUCCACCUUAUCAGGCAACGGGACCACCAAACUCUUCUUACAUGCCAGGUAUGCCAAGUGGAAUAUCGCCUUUCCCCCCUGGACCUCCUCCUAACCCAAGUGGUUAUCCCAACUAUCCUUAUCCUCCCCCUAGUGGACCAUUUCCAGCAACAACUAGCACUCAGCAUUACCCUUCACAACCUCCUGUAACCACUGUGGCAGAUGGCAGAAGAAAGCAGAAACAUGUAUGGAUUUGUGGUCAUUCUUAUGUUUUCUGGGCAGAAAGUCGGGCACUCGAAAGAAGCUAUGGCCCACAGUUGGGCAUUCGACUGGAGGAUGCCAAAUUACACUGGCUAGGAAAGAGUGGCAUGACUUGGGAUCAGUUAAUACCCACCCUGUUGCAUGCACGACGUCGCCUAACAGAUCCUGAUAUUCUGGUGAUCCAUUUAGGGGGAAAUGACCUGGGAACAGACAGAAAUGUGGAUAUCAUAAACCGAAUGAAGAAAGAUUUAGGACAUCUUAAGCAAAUAUUCAAGAAUAGCAUUCUAGUCUGGUCUAAUAUUGUGCCCCGUAAAGUAUGGAACCAAGAAGUUCAGCAUAGAGUGAUGGAGAAAAGCCGGAGAAUAGUAAACCAAGAAAUUGGCCGUUUUAUUGCGUGUAUUGGAGGAACAGUGAUUCGACAUGAUACACUUGUACCAGAAUCUCCUGGAUUGUUCCAUCUGGAUGGUGUUCUUUUGUCAGAAAGUGGUACAGAUAUCUUCAAUCUGGAUUUAUUGAGUGUCUUGGAGACUUUGGUUUGACUUUUAUUUUGGAGGAAGAAUUUCUGAUUUGGGUGCAAUUUAAGCUGGUAUGGAAGCUCUACAGAUAAAGAUUGUUAAAAAGGUUGUAAACAGUGUGAGAAAAUAUAUGGACAAGUAGGCAAAUUGACCUGGUGUUUAUGUGGUGGACAUUGGUUGAUAAUGCCAGAACCACUUGCACUGGCUAGUAGCCAGUUCAACUACACAUCUACGUUUUGAUUAACUUUUUUUGCAUUAAAUUAAAUCGAUUCUGAUGUCUCCUUAGAAACAGUGCCAAAUAGUUUAAUCCUCUGAUUUUUAUGCCCUAAGAUGCUCAGAGGAAAGCAUAAAGAUAACCUCCCAAAGUAUAAAUAUAAGUUAGUAAAGAUGUUUCAUUUGGGUAGGAGGGGCUAAUCAUCAGGUGUUACCAGUGUGGAUCUUUAAUAGUACAGUUUAAAUUUAAGAAAUUUAACAAAUGUAAUGUAAUUUAAGAAAAUAAAAGAGAUGAUAUGAGUAGUCAAGUCAGCUGAAGCUAUAGCAUUCUUUUAUCACACAUUUUUGAAAAUACACCGCUAGUUAAUUGUUUGCUCAGACAUACUUCAUGAAUGUUUACUAACAUAGCUUAGAGGCAGUGACUCGUAUUUAAUUCAGAUAUAGCAUUCAUGGUGUAAUAAACCAUAGUUUAUUAAGCCAGGAAAAAAGGUUGGAUCCACACAUUCCACCCUUGUCCCUCACUUGAUCUUAAUGGUGUACCACCUUUAUUUCUGGUCAUAGUGGACCAGGGUUGUUGUUGUUGUUCUUGUUAUGCCAGAGCAUUUAACGUCAAUUUCUUGACCAGAAACAAGGGUUGAUCCUGGCUUCAGAUGCUGAUUCAUAAACUGUAGUUAAAUUAUACUUCCCAUUACAAGUAUAAUGAGAAAUGAUAGUUCUAAAAGACAAAGAAGAAAGGAGAUGAGAGAUGAAAUUUUUGAGUCUGCUUGAUUGCAGAAGCUGUGUUAAUGUAGAACAUUAUAUACAUGUGCUUAAGAGAGAGUUACUAUGACUUUUAGUCAGUUUGUCAGUGCAAGACCAGCUUGAUAUUAAUCUUGUCCUAAAAGCUUUAAUAGCCCCAUUGAGAAGUUAUAUAUACAGCACUUUGGUAAAUGUACUUUCCCAUUCAUUUAUAUUAAGAGAAUUGAUCCAUGCUCACAAAGGAGGGUGUAUUUGCUUUCUUCCAUUGUUGUUACAGGUAAGGGUGUUUUUAGAUUUGGAUUAGCAUGCUUGGGUGUGAGACACACUUAAAUGUUUAAUUUUCUCACUAGUAAUACAUAGUCUGCAAAAAUAUCUCCAUGCUUUCUUUAAGAGGGUUGAUGGUAUUUAUAAAGGAUUUUAAAUGCCAGGCAGUGCUGUUGUUACGAUUAUAUUACCCUGGGCUAAAGUCUUGAAAAAGUUAGGUAUACAUCAGAAUUUUUGUAAAGUCUGAUAGGAUUUCAGUUCUAUUAACUGUAUACUUUUUUGCAAUCAACACUAGUAGUUACUAGGAACAAAAUAAAAUACACGGAAAUGUUUGCACAAAACUGUUAAAAUAAUAACAAAAUAGAAUUAAUCAUUCAGUUGUUCUUAAGGGUCAUCUAUUUUUUAAGUCUCAGAAGAAAAGAAGACUUCGUGUUUUGAUUCAGAAUCCCAUAUAUAUUACUUUCAUAUGGUAUUGUGCCUUUGAGUUCUUUCACAAGCAUGAGUGUUUGUGCGUGCGUGCGAAUGAACAAAAGAGUUUUAUCUUGUCUGAAACUAACUCACUACAGAAGAAAGUUAGUUGAUUUUUCACUGCCGUGGCUUUAAUGACCAAACUUCCAUACCUGCUAAGCUUCCUGGAGGUAGACUUUGGAAGCUAUAACUUGACUGUGGAAUGUAGGACUACAAAACUGUAUCUAAGGAUAUUCUAAAUUCUGAAAAUGAACUUCAGUGCAACUUAAGGUGAAGACUCUGAAUAUUCAGUUUUUAUCAACUUCUCGUUGAAUACUCUGAGGUUUUCUAUCAAGAUGAAUAAUACAGCCUUUAGGAAAAACACAGACUGAAUUCUUCAUAUCUAUGGGCUGACCCAGCUUUUUUCAGUGCAUACAUACCGCCACUUAAAAGUGCUUUCAACAGGCUGUGUUUUGUAUAGUUACUAGCAGCAGGACUUUGAAUUCCAAUUUUCUGUCAAGAUCUUCUAUCUUACUGAUGUUAGAAAGUGUUGUUGAUCCAUCUAAUUUGUAUCAUUUAUAUUUUCUGUUUUAAAAUAAAAUAGUAGUCUUUCUUUUCUCA